Messenger RNA from Homarus americanus (American lobster), 2288 nucleotides. RefSeq lists its product as uncharacterized. The coding region runs from base 346 to 867 and encodes 173 amino acids. The transcript is spliced from 5 exons. The record is from RefSeq and is a predicted model, not a curated record. Lineage: Eukaryota; Metazoa; Arthropoda; Malacostraca; Decapoda; Nephropidae.
AUCAUGUACCCGCGCCCCCAUAUCAUAGCAACGGCUGACAGAAGUAAACACCACCUCACCUGUCUCCACCUCACCUGUCUCCUCCUCACCUGUCUCCUCCUCACCUGCGUUAAUUACAAGAUAACCUCCACGGUACACCUCGGCACAGAGAGUAUUUAAGUCACUUAUGUGCUGAGUUGAAUGGCCUUGCUAAAUACUGCUGUUGUUCCUUAAGUGAAAGUGUGGAGCUGGAGGAGUAACUUGAAGUGGGAGUCACCGUCUCUAUUACUCCACUUACUAAAAACAAAAAACUCGGCUGUUUAUACAUACAUCUGAAAGCUUACUGCAUUAUCUGGCUAUAAAACUAUGGUGUCCAAGGCUCAGGUCUCCAUAGCCUUUGUUUUUGGGCUCAUAGGUCUGCUGUCUCAGAUUGAUACAGAUCCUAAAACUUGGGAGGCUACGGAGUUUGCAACCAUUUAUGCUUCCCCUGAUCAAAUGGAAAGAUUCAUUACGAACCCCGAUUCAGUAGAAAAAUGGUUCCGAUGGGUCUCCUUCUUCAAGGCGGCAGAUAGUCGCCCCCUAGGUGUUGGUAAAAAAUACCAAGCAAUCUACAAUGUUCCAGUGUUUGGAGAAUAUGUAAAUCUGUUUAAACUAGUUGAAUACAAGCCCAACAAGUUGGUAGCAGUAGAAUCAAGUUCUUUUCUGAAGCCUCGUUUCACCGUUAAAAUGGAAGAGGGUGGUCCUAAGACAACUCGCCUCACUUUGAAGUUGAAGUAUAGGCGGUCAUCAGCACUCUUCCAGUGGACAUUGGGGCCGGUUUUAUGGCUAGUAACAAGCCAACAACUCCAGCACUCCUUGUUUAUGUUAAGAAUGAUGUUCCCCUUCUGACGUUUGGAGGACCCACCCCACAGCCCCGUAAUAGCCGUUAUUCAGUUAUCUUCUUCUGUGUGAACCAGAGGAGUCUAAACUAAAUUCUCACUGCAUCUAUAAAACUUCUCUUCUCCCAUUGAUUUUUUUGUUCCAGGGUAUUUUUUCAGUCUUGGUUGUGUGCUGUUCUUGAUUGUAAUUUGUUUCUAAUGUUUGCAUCCUAAGUGCCUAUUUGCUUUUGGGAACUUUUUAUAGUCAAUGAAUUUUAUCUGUUUCAAGGACAAUGUUUAGCAAAUUUUAUAAGUCAUUCAUGAUUUAGAUGUGAAAGAGUUUCUACUUGAAUGAUACAACCUUUGUAUUUGCCAGUAAGUAAUCUUCCUUUGGCAAUUAGGAAGUCCAGAUGGUUUAUAGUUGGGAUGAUUAUAUUUUGGAACCUUUAUGUGUUUGUAAAGAAGACAUUAAUAGUGUGUCUGGGGACCUAAAAGUCAGUGUCAUGCUAACUUUGAAGACCGGAACUUGUACAGAAUUUGAUUGUGUUGUAUGGAUGUGUCUACUCUUCUCACCUGAAGUUUUUUGGUGUAUGUUCGAGUUCAAAGGCUUAAAGUUGGCAAAACAUUGGUUUUAAGGGUCAUAAAAACAUAAGACACCUCUACAUACAUGAAUUCUAAAAAUAACAUUGUCUAAACUUUGAAUCUCUGGUAUGAAGCCAAAAGGUAAAAUAAUGCAGUUGCAAAUGAAACCACUUUUCUUCAUAUUAAAUCUUAAUAUUAGAAAAAAAAUAUAAAAAAGAACUUCUUUAUUCUUACCUGUCUUUAGCAUGUCCUCCCUCUCUUCAGGAAGAUUACACUACCUGAAAAAUUCCUAUGGACUGCUUAUGCUCACAGUUUGACAUGGUACUAAAGAGGGUCACUUCUGAUUUAGGGUAUUUAUGUAAAAUUGUGGUACAGUACAGACCGAGGUUAAUUGGAUAUCAUGAUCUCUAUUAGUCAUAUGGACCAAGAUAAGUGUCAAUGUUUUUUGGUGACUCCUCAUACUCUCCUUUCCUCUCUGUCUGUGAUGGAUAUAUUUUGCUGUGGGUAGAGGAAUUAGUUAUUUAUAAUGAUCCUUAAACUUAAGGUUUUUGUGUGUGUUAUAUAGAUAAGAUUGUAGACCUUCAACAGAGGAUGAGAUUUAUAUUUUAAUAUAAUACUACAAGGCAAAAUCAUGUAAAACCAAACUUUGGACAGAGUAUCCAUAAUAUAAUGUAAAUAUGUUACAGUACUUUACUUCAAAUAUUUAAAAAACAAUUGGUAGAUUUUUAGUAAGGAGGUAUGACCGUAUACAGUAGCAUGUCACUUUAUCAGAUGAAUUAGUGAAAAGGAUUGUCCUAAAUGGAGGAAAUUCUAUUGUAAGGAAGGUUAUAGAGCUGUACACUUCAUCUCCCCCCCCCCCAUACAGUAUAG